CUUGGAGUCUUGAAAACUGGUAUUGCUAGGCUCCCAUGGCACCUGCUGCCGCAGCCAGAUAGCUACAUGUACUACUACCCUGAGCUAAAUUAAUUGUCGACCGUUCCUCAUGCAGGCACCCGACAAACUUUUGACUCUUUCAUCCAAAGGACUUUUCCUCCCAACAAAACACGAGACCACUCUCACAAUUUUCAGAGCCAGCAAGAGCAAAAAGCAAAACGACAGUUCCAGCCAACCAACACCAUCAUGAGUACCGAGGACAGCAAGAAACCGAAGGAAACCACCAACAAGGAGGAAGAGCCCACUCUUUACAGAGGCAAGUGGACCACUGAAGAAGAUGCAUACGCACACUGCCUCAUUGCCGAGUUCAGGGCCGGGACGUUGGAUAUCCCCAGCGGAACCACCUUGCGAGGAUUCCUUGCUAAGAAGCUUGAAUGUGCCCCCAAGAGAGUGUCCAAGAAGUUCGAGAACAGUGGAUACAACGGGAAGCAGCUUUAUUGUCCCUCUGCCAUUUACAUCUCCAAUUUCGAGUCCGAGUUCCGUAGGCGUAACCUUGAGUUUCUGCGCCAAAGGUUCAUGCUCAGCCGAGGCCGCCCUGUCCCCAAAGAAUCGUUCAAGAAGACCCCUCAAGACUUGAUGUUCGAGAGCUUUCUGGCUGGAAAGACGUUCGAGAACAGGAAUGACACCGCUGCUGGGCUCAAACGCCCCGCGACACUUCUGGCUGAAGACGCAACUUCGCGGUUGCUGGAACUGAGCAGAGGUAUGGGCAACAGCUCGAAUGUUCCUCCAGCUGGCAUGCUUGGAAGCACUCCUCGUUUCGAAACGCUUGCUCGUGACCUUCAUGUGGGAUCUCCGAUUCUUCCGAUGGCUUCCCCCCUCCUCUCCCGCCCAAUGGUCGGUGCCGAUGCCUUUGUCGGUGCCAAUAGACACGGUUUGUCCUCCACUGCCAUGUGCGCCAAGAAUGCAGCCCUCUCCAUGAGGCAGCAGGCCUUGCGCGAUUUGCCUCUGUUGCAGUCUCCUUCUGCUCAUGCAUGGAGCCGUCCGCUCCUGGAACCAUCUGCAUUGGUCAACAGGCCAGCUCGUCAAACCGAAGGUUCGCGCUUGCGAGAAGACUUCUUGUUGCUUCAGCUAUCAAAGCAACACCCUUUUGCAACCCCCUCUGCAACUUCGGCUCACCUCAGGUUCUUGCAGGCCGAAGAGCGGAAACGUCUUGGUGUCAUCAAAGCUGACCCUAGUGGUGACAUCGGCGAUAUGGUUCGACCCGUCAAGCGAGUCAAGAUGUAUUGAGGCUGAGGCUGCUUUCCUUGACACCAACCAUACAUAGGUUGCCACGGCUGGAAAGGCUUCGUGUACGGUCCGAAGAUACCUGAAAGGGCUGUGCGCGGCCAGGAGAUCAAUGCUGGGUAGAGAAUAUAACCACUAUAUAAUUGAAUACAUGUUUCGAAGGGUC
This is a messenger RNA of Seminavis robusta, 1450 nucleotides long. NCBI's taxonomy places the organism in Eukaryota, Bacillariophyta, Bacillariophyceae, Naviculales, Naviculaceae. The record is from the annotation of a GenBank genome assembly.